Molecule: messenger RNA, 939 nt
Organism: Ilex paraguariensis (yerba mate)
Lineage: Eukaryota; Viridiplantae; Streptophyta; Magnoliopsida; Aquifoliales; Aquifoliaceae
Source: the annotation of a GenBank genome assembly
AUGGCUUCUCUUCAAUACCUCUGUUCUUGUAGCCACCACCGGCGUUCUAUUAGAUCACAAGAAUUUAGAGUGAAGACGUUCUAUAUGAGAAGGUAUAGUAUAAGGUGUGAAGAGAAGAAUGAGAACAAAAGGCUUCGAGUUUUGAUAGCUGGUGGUGGUAUUGGGGGGCUAGUGCUGGCUCUGGCAGCGAAACACCGAGGAUUCGACGUGAAGGUGUUCGAGAAAGAGUCGAGUGCAGUGAGAGGUGAGGGUAGGGAUGGUGGUCCAAUUCAACUGUCUAGUAAUGCCAUGGCAGUGUUGGAAGCCAUUGAUAAGGAUGUCGCGAGGCGGAUCGUGGAAGAAGGUUGCAUUACUGGCAAUAGGAUCAAUGGCUUUGCCGAUGGCCUUUCGGGGAAAUGGUUUGCCACAUUUGAUCUAUUGACUCCAGCUAUGAAAAGUGGGCUUCCUGUUACUCAAGUAAUAAGUAGAAUGACACUGCAGGACAUCUUAUUCAAUGCAGUAGGGCAAGACAUAGUGAAUAACAAUUCUAAAGUUGUGGACUUUGUGGAAGACUAUAAAAAGGUUACCGUGAUCCUUGAAGAUGGACUGCAAUAUGAAGGCGAUAUUUUGGUUGGGGCGGAUGGGAUCUGGUCCAAAGUACGAUCAAAACUAUUUGGGACACAAGAAGCAAAAUAUUCAAAUUACACAUGCUACGGUGGACUAACAAAUUUUGUACCACCUUAUAUUGAUUCUAUUGGGUAUCGGGUAUUCUUGGGAUUGAACCAGUACCUUGUUGCUGUGGAUGUUGGGAAGGGGAAGAUGCAGUGGUAUGCCUUCCAUAAAGAGCACUCCAUCAAUUCUGAUCCUCCUUCAGGCAACUCUCUCUCAAUUCAAAUUCAUUACAAUGCAUUAUUGCAAUACAGACUUGUGCUUAUGAUCAAAUUCCAUUCGAAAAUGUAA